AUACAUUUAUUUGAAAGACAUUAUAGUUCAACCAAUAUAAAAGCUGAACUAGAUUCUACUUUUGGUUGAGACUGCCCCUUCGUUGUUAACAGUAAAAUAUUGGGUAGUAUAGUUUCGACGAGACUGUACGAUCUGCGAAGACCAGCAGCGCAGUGAUCGACCAAAUCAACUCCAGAAAAUCCACAAAGCCAUACUGGAUGAUUCUUAUUAUAAAAUUUUUGUGUUUUCGCUGUUGUAACCACAUACUUUUAUGGGUUUUUUGUUUAGAAAUCGCAGAAAUAUAAGAAUAUUUAAUUUUUUAUCUUGAAUAAUGUAAAUAAGUUCAAAUUUUUAUCGUUUAAAGUGAAACUAAAUCAAUGUACCGUUUCUUCAGUAAUCAGUUUUUGAUUUUAAUGUAAAUUAGCAACAUUUUUUCAGAUAUUAUAACAAAAAUAAAAUAGUUAUAUACAUGUCAACCGCAUAUAAAUAGUAAUAACCUUCCUGGAGUCAAUUAAGAGAAAAAAAAACAACAAUAAACCAUAUCUCAAGUACGUUUUUAAUAACUUUGGUAGAGUAUUGAAUAACUGUCCUCGCAUGGUUUAUUAAUUUUUUAAAUUUUUAAAUAAAUUACAUUUUUUUAAGGACAUUUUAGUACCUAAUUUAUCACAAUAACUAUAAUUGAGGUACCUUAUAAACAUACAUAAACAAUUAUAGUACUUACGAUCGUAAAUGAGUUCAAAAGUUCGUACACCCUGUAUUUAUUUUUGCUUAGAAAACAAAUAAUUGUUUGCGAGAAAGUGAUUUUUCCCACAACUAACUUUCCAUUUUCAUCCUGUUUCAUUUUAAGUAUGUCAGAGGGUAAUAAACACUGAGAACCUUUUUAAAAAUUUGAUCGGUUUAUUGGCGUGUACGAUGGAAAAGAGGUCAUUUAUUUGAUGUUAGAAUGCCAGGGUGGAAUUUUUCAUACCUCAGUUUGAAUUUGUUAUUUUGUUAUUAAGGUCCUUCUUCAAAAACCAAAAAUGUCACGUUUACUUUGAUUUUAUGAAAAUUUUUCAAUAAAUCGUGAAUAAUUUCUUCGUAAUUCGUAAUUUUCCCUUUUUUCUUCGUAAUUUUUCCUUUUUUCUUCUUCCCCAAACAUGUUUUCAUCCCCAAAUUUUUGAUGUCCUUCAUCGAAAACCAAAAAUGACUCGUUUACUUUGAUUUUAUAAAAAUUUUCCAAUAAAUCGUAAAUAUUUUCUUUGUAUUCCAUAAUUUUCCCUUUUUUCUUUCCCCAAGAAAUUUUCCAAUGAUUUAGACGUUAGGCAGUUAACAAAAUUAGUUCAGGAUGAACUUGUGUCGUUUUUUUUUCAAUAAUUUGUCUAGUAGCCACCUCUAAAAGUUAAUUACCAUUUUUUGCCCCACUCUACCCUAUUUUUUUCAUAUUUUAAAUUUUUCUUUACGUCAAAUACACCGUAUAAAUUAAUAAUUUUUUUAUUAAAUAAUAACAGGUGGUUUCGAUUGUAAAUAAACAUUUAGAUGAGUGCGAAGCAACCAGAUUAGUUGGGCCAUAAUUGUUGAAUAAAUAAUUUAAAAAAUUGCUAAAUAAAAAUAAAAGUAUCAAAAUAUUUGGAAAUCAAUUAUUGAAACAACAGAUGACGCUUAUUUUGUAUUCAUUUCGACAUUAUUUUUAUAUUCAUGGUUGGAAAAAACAUCGACAGAUUUCCAUCCAGUACUAAAUUGGAUUUUGCAAUUAGUUCUGGCUUUAUUCUUUUUUUGUGACAUCAAGAUUUUCGUGAAUGUUUGGCCUCUGGUUUGGUUUCCUUAGGAAAUUUUCGACGAUAUUCACAAAAUAUUUCCAAGAGACUUUUUCCAGACCAUUUAGCUUUCCUUCUGAUAAUUUAUGAUAUUCAUCGCAAAGACGGAUUUCUUUUUAAAGACGUAAAGAUGACGGAUCGCUUGUUCCCCAAAUGAGCCUCUAGAUCAUUUUUAACAUUCUUUCACUCUGGAGUAUGUGGUACAUGCUUGGACCACAUUUUCUUUGUCUCUGCUGUCCUAUUAGCCAAUGAAACAGCAAUAUUUUUUGUAACCAAACUGUAGCUCAAACAAUAACAUCAAAAUCUCCACAAAAUUUCCAAACAGUAUUUAAUUUUUAUCAAAAAGCAACUUCAUGUUUUUGUUUUAAGUCUCUUUUCAUAUCAUAACCAUGGACCGGUAUUAAAGGAUGUGUACCGAAAGGCAUAUGUCUAAAUUCUGGUUUAGCCCAACAAAAAAAAGUAUAAAUUAAUAAAAAUCUCAAAGUACGGUCCUGUCGUGGUCAAUGAUUCUUUGCCGAGGUUUUUCUAUUCAACUCGUACAACUAACAACGUUAACUUCAGGUCAACAUCAACUUUUAAUCGAAAAAAAAAAAAAAAAAAAUUAAUGUGCGUUAAAUUAGAUGUUUCGUUUUUUAAAUUCAACGCGUACGAAUUUUUUUACAGAAAAAUAUUUAUAAUAAGAAAAUUGUAUUCGUUUAGAAUUAGUAUUAAGCCAUCUGGAAAUCAAUGUGUGAACUAAUAUUCAUUACGUACAAGUGAUUUGUUUGCAGUAUCGAACAGAAAUCAACGAUGAAUGUACUGUUUUUACUAGUUUUAAUUUACUCGACGCAAGCGUUACCAGACGGCGCCCCCACGUCGGUAUGCGAUACCAUGACACCUUUCCACGGAAGUGGAAUACCAUUUCAGAGAUCUCUACCUCCGUACGCGGUGGUAACGAGGCUUCAAAACGACGUCGUGCAAGUUUCUAUCGGUUCAGCGCUCGGAAUCCAAUUCCAAGGGUUCAUGGUACAAGGUAGGACCCUCGACGGUGAUAUACUGGGUACGUUUCAACUACCGGGAGGAAUUCCAGCUCAUACUAUAGAUUGUAACAGAGCAGGAGAUACAGUUACCCACAAUAAAGCCAAUAAAACCGAUCAACUCGAUUUUAUUUGGGUACCACCUGCUGGGUACGAAGGCGACGUCGUAUUUAAUUCGACCAUAGCACAGGAUUAUAGUCAUUUUUGGGUUGGUAUUACAUCCCCGCCCGUUCGAAUCAGACGUAGAUCCGUGUCUGUGGAUUCUUUUUACGAGGGAUGCGGAGUCACUAAAUAUUGUUAUGGAGCUCCAAUCGAUUGCGUUUUUAAUGAAAAUUGUAAAGUCGCGGUUGCGGUUACAUCCGUUGGAGAUGCUUUCGAUUUCGAAUUGAAGGCCAACGGGAAUCCUGUAUGGGUAGGCGUGGGAUUAUCAGAUGAUGCGAAAAUGGGUGACGAUUCCGUUGUGGAAUGCGUUAAAGACAACGGAAGGAUAAGCGCCUUCAUGUCUUGGACUGGGACUAACCCUUACAGAGCUACCAGAUUGGAUGACCCUCAACAAGGGAUCAUCUUACUUAACGCAAGUUCUAAAGGUGACGAACUUUACUGUAAAGUUAGAAGAAAUACUGUUACCAAUAUCAAAGGUAACGUAUUCGAUUUGAGACGAAAUUCCUUCCACGUUUUAGUGGCGUCCGGAAGCGAAUUAAAACCGAAUUCCGUGGGUUUUCAUAAUUUAGAGUUUCUCGCCAGUCCGGAUCCUCAAGUUCUUUCCCCAAAUUCGCAAACGUUAUUUAACGAAAAUCCCCAGGUGGACACAACCACUCCUCCUUAUUUUUCACCACCAGCUACCAACGCGGCUUCCACGGAAUUCGAUCCCUUUUACGAAGGAUGCGAUUAUUACAAAUUGUGUUUUGGUCAUCCGAGAGGUUGCGAAAAAACUCGGAACUGUAAAGCGGUAACUGCGAUAACAGUGACAGGGGAUAAAUACGAUUUUGAGAUGAAAGCCGAUGGAAAUGCCGGUUGGGUUGGAGUUGGAUUAUCAGAUGAUUCUAAAAUGGGCGAUGAUUCUGUUAUAGAAUGUGUUAAAGACGGAAACAGACUUAGGACUUAUAUGUCUUGGACUAAUAAUCGUCCAUAUGGAGCUACUAGAUUGAAUAAUCCCCAACUCGGCAUCGAGCUACUCAAUUCCAGUAUGAUCGACGACUCUAUUUAUUGUAAAGUGAGACGAAACGUCGUCACCAAUGUAAACGGAGUAAUUUUUGAUCUGGCGCGUGAUUCUUAUCACGUUCUGGUUGCUUCAGGAUCCCAAGUUAAACAGAAUGGUGUGGGUUACCACGAUUUGGUAUUUUCGGCUAGCGGAGAUAAACGAGCUCUAUCGGAUACAUCCGAAGUGAAAGCGGCUUCUAAAUUGCUCAUACAUCUUCAUGGAGCGUUCAUGUUAGUCGCGUGGAUAGGGACGACUUCAAUCGGUGUUUUGUUGGCGAGAUAUUUCAGACAAACUUGGGUUGGAAGUACUUUGAUGGGAAAAGAUAUUUGGUUCGCGUGGCAUAGGAUAUUCAUGGUAUCGACAUGGCUUUUGACUAUGGCAGCUUUCGUAAUCAUCUUCGUAGAAUUAAAAGCGUGGUCUUUGGAGAAGAAUCCGCACGCUAUCCUAGGUACCGUCACGACGAUUUUGUGUUUAUUCCAACCGAUCGGAGCGUACUUUAGACCUCAUCCUGGUACUACUUAUAGACCGCUCUUCAAUUGGGCUCAUUGGUUAGCAGGAAACGCCGCCCAUAUUAUAGGAAUUGUUGCUAUAUUUUUUGCCGUUCGACUCACAAAAGCCGAGUUACCAGAAGAAGUUGAUUACAUUUUAGUAGCAUACGUCAUAGUUCACGUGGUGACGCACUUAAUAUUAUCGCUGUUAUACUGUGUUUCGGAAAAAUCAUCAGACAGUCGAGUAUCUUCUUUUCCAAUGAAAGAUCUUGGAGGUACUGGAAGAAAUUCCCUUUAUAAUGAAAGGAGUUUAGAUGCAAGGUUUUCUUCAAGCAGAAAAGUCAUACUGGGAUUGUACAUCGUUAUAAUAGUGAUUCUAGUCGUAGCUUUAGUACUCAUCACUAUAUAUGCACCAAAAUGGCCGUUCGUAAACGCCUAAAUUCGAAAUUAUAAUUUCGAAUUUUGAUAGUGUGCCAGUUUCGUAAACAAAACUGAUAUUUAUAUAAAAAAAACUCACCCUUAAAGUCUUAAUUAAUGAUUGUAUAUUGGUAGCUGAUUUCACUUUCACAACGCUAUAUAUUUCUGAGAUACAAGAUCCUUUUGAUAGGAUGUGUUCACCUAGUCAAAGUUCACUUUUGAAAUCCAAAUUUUCACAAUUUAAAAGUUUGAAACUUGAAAUUAGUUAAAAACUUGCAAAAACUGCUUUAGGGGGGAUUAUUUUGGACAGAUGGAAAAAGCAUAUGAUGUGGUAGUAUUGGUAAAACAUAGUCAGGUCAACAACCUAUCUUCGAUGCUCUGAACUAUCCAUUUUUCUGAUCAACUCUGGAUCUCUUCUGUAUUGGGUGGAGCAUCCUCGAGGUAUACUAGGGAGUCCUAGCUCCAAAAGUGCGAGAAAUACUCUAAAGAUGGACCAAUCUCUGCUUUGGUUGAGGACUAGAAGCUGUUACUACUUCUUGCUUCGAGCCUCAACAGCUCACAAGCAAUUUCGCAAGCCUUCUUUAUAAACUUAGUAUCUUGUGUCUUUGUUGCAUUGAACUAAAUCAGAUUGCUUCUAGCCCCACUCUCAAAUGUUUUCUAGAUCAAUAUCAUUGAUCUGGAUGGAUCAGUCAUUGAGAAAGCUGCUGAUCCAAUUGAUAGCUAAAGACGACAAACCGUAUAAUGUUAAUUUAAUUAGAAAAGUUGUCAUGUUAGACCAUGUCAAAAGCCUUCGAUAUAUCCUAGUUGGUGACAUAGGCCAGGAUUGAUCUAUGUUCUAGUAAAGGACUUUCUCUAUGACCGUUUUUUUGUAUGGGCUGAACAUGGGCAAGUUUCCGAUCUGUAGGGGAUAUUCUUUUAUAUGAUGAAGAAAAGAGUUUGCAUAGCGGAUCUGCUAGUUCAACAGAUCCAUUGAUGAAAAGAAUUUGCAUAGAGGAUCUGUUAGUUUAACUGGUCCAUCUGGUCUACAACUGAUCCAUCUGGUUCAGAGGCUUUAUUGAUGACUAAGGUCUAUCGUUACUUAUUAUGAGCUCAAUUUUCUCAAAGUUUUUUGCAUCUCAAAAUAUAUAGAGCUUCCGAGGAGCAAUAUUUAUUAAAAUGUUUCAAAGAGAUCAUCUUUUUUUAUUUAAUAUAAUUUUAUAAACCGUAUUUACGUAACUAAAACUGGUGUCUAACAUUUUUAAAGUUUAGUUAAGACGUAGUAAUUUCGGUUUUUAAAGUGAGUUUAUUAAAAAUAUGGUUCUUGUGGAAACUAUUGCACUAAUUUAGAGCGUUAAAAUCAAAAAAGAAAUUUCAUUAGAACGAUGAGUCAAAUUUUUCAACCAAACUGCCAAUUUCUGAUUUAUUAUCGAUUUUUAUUCGAUCAUCUGUAUUCGAUAUUAUCGAUUGUUGAUUUAAAAUAUAUAAACAACUCAGAUUUAUAUAUAUUAAAUAUAAGACUGGGACUUAUCUAUGGAAAUCCGGGAUGGUUGCAGCCCUCAACUGAAUUCCCAGUUGUUGGAGUUGAGUUAAAUUUGUUUGUCCUUUAAGUGUGGUUAAAAUUCCAACCUGACAGCUGUAGAACUGUGGGAAAAAAUAAAAUGCGGAAGGAAUUGGGAACAUAGAUGGAAAUUAAUGAAGAAGAAACGAGUGGGUGGAACAGAUUUGAAUAAAAAGGAACUUACGCUAGGUGGCGCACUUGAAAACGAAAAAAAAAAUAUAAAAUUGACGGCGUCAAUUCUGCACACAUCAGACAAAAAAAACCGAAAUUAUUAUUUUCUCAAUCUACCAUUUUUAUAAAGAAUUUAUAUAUAAUUGUUAGUUGUUUUUUCGUUGUAAAUAAAUUUUUUAAUUUGU
Messenger RNA from Diorhabda sublineata, 6787 nucleotides. RefSeq names its product putative ferric-chelate reductase 1 homolog. Gene Ontology annotation, molecular function: oxidoreductase activity, acting on metal ions. Lineage: Eukaryota; Metazoa; Arthropoda; Insecta; Coleoptera; Chrysomelidae. The transcript has 11 exons. The record is from RefSeq and is a predicted model, not a curated record. The coding region runs from base 2562 to 4916 and encodes 784 amino acids.